Messenger RNA from Morchella importuna, 444 nucleotides. RefSeq lists its product as uncharacterized. Lineage: Eukaryota; Fungi; Ascomycota; Pezizomycetes; Pezizales; Morchellaceae. Bases 1 to 444 code for a protein of 147 amino acids. The transcript has a single exon. The record is from RefSeq and is a predicted model, not a curated record.
AUGAGGGAAAUACGAUCAUUCGAUACCAUACUUAGUGUCCAUACCGGAUGUUUUAAAAGGACCCACCAUAAACCUCAGCAUGCCCAUCUAAAGAGUUCCGAAAACAAGGUAACAAUAUACUACGAAAUCCUUGGAAUCGAGAAAUCUCAUCACAACUGCGCUCAUGAAAACUCAUACGUUAAUUUCGACUGGCUAACGGUCGCGCAACUCGAUGACAUCGUCUUAUCACUCGGUGCGCUGCUGGAUGAUCUCCUCGCCCACCAACCACCUCAAGGCCACAGCGAAGCCGCCCAAGCGAGGUACCGUAAGUGGACAAGGCAGUAUCGAGACAUCCUGGACCAAAUUGCCGUAGCAGGUAAUGUAAGGUCGACGGCUCAGCGCUGGCAAAAGGCCCGGCAUGGUUUGGCUAAGGCGGACGUGAGGAAGGCAAGUGAUAAGGAAUAG